UUCAAAUACGUGAAGUGUAUUAGUCACUUGUCGUGUGUUGUAACUGUGAAGUUUAUUGCGAUUUAACUCCAAUAACAUUUGUCAAUACAAAAACAAGCAGAAUGGUAAAGUCUCCAGCAAUUGGUAUUGAUUUGGGCACAACAUAUUCCUGCGUAGGUGUGUGGCAAUAUGGAAAAGUAGAAAUAAUUGCCAAUGAUCAAGGAAAUAGAACAACUCCAAGUUAUGUGGCGUUCACCGAUACUGAACGACUUUUAGGAGAUGCAGCGAAAGGUCAAGUGGCGUUAAACCCCAGUAAUACAGUUUUUGAUGCAAAACGUCUAAUUGGUAGAAAAUAUGACGAUCCAAAAAUUCAACAAGACAUCAAACAUUGGCCGUUUAAAGUCGUAAAUGAUGGAGGAAAACCAAAAAUUGAAGUUGAAUUUAAAGGACAAAGAAAAAUAUUCGCUCCAGAAGAAAUAAGUUCCAUGGUCCUCACAAAAAUGAAGGAAAUUGCAGAAGCUUAUUUAGGAACCACAGUUAGAGAUGCUGUUAUCACAGUGCCAGCGUAUUUCAACGAUUCGCAAAGACAAGCUACAAAAGAUGCAGGUGCAAUAGCUGGUUUAAAUGUUUUACGAAUUAUCAACGAACCAACUGCAGCAGCAUUGGCAUAUGGCUUGGAUAAGAAUUUAAAAGGUGAAAAGAAUGUCCUUAUAUUUGACUUGGGUGGAGGUACUUUUGAUGUAUCCAUUCUAACAAUAGAUGAAGGUUCCUUAUUUGAAGUAAAGGCAACAGCCGGUGAUACCCAUCUUGGAGGAGAAGACUUUGAUAACAGGUUAGUGAAUCACUUUGCUGAUGAAUUUAAAAGGAAAUUUAAAAAAGAUCUAAAAAGCAAUCCAAGAGCACUUCGAAGGCUAAGAACUGCUGCCGAAAGAGCUAAACGCACAUUAUCUUCUAGUUCUGAAGCCACAUUAGAAAUUGAUGCACUUUUCGAAGGUAUUGAUUUCUAUACUAAAAUUAGCCGAGCAAGAUUUGAGGAAUUAUGUUCAGAUUUGUUCAGAAGUACUCUUCAACCUGUGGAAAAGGCAUUAACAGAUGCAAAAAUAGAUAAAGGACACAUUGACGAUAUAGUUCUUGUAGGAGGUUCAACGAGGAUUCCAAAAGUUCAACACCUACUCCAAAAUUACUUCAGUGGAAAACAUUUAAAUCUUUCAAUCAAUCCAGAUGAAGCAGUGGCAUAUGGCGCUGCGGUCCAAGCAGCAGUUUUGAGCGGAGAAACGGAUUCCAAAAUCCAAGAUGUCUUAUUGGUUGAUGUAGCUCCACUCUCCCUUGGUAUUGAAACAGCUGGCGGCGUAAUGACAAAAAUUAUAGAAAGAAAUGCAAGAAUACCAUGUAAACAAACUAAAGAUUUCACUACAUAUUCUGAUAAUCAACCUGCUGUUACUAUUCAAGUAUUCGAAGGUGAAAGGGCCAUGACAAAAGACAACAACCUUCUAGGAACUUUCGAUUUAACUGGUAUUCCUCCUGCACCACGUGGAGUUCCAAAAAUUGAAGUUACUUUUGAUCUAGAUGCAAACGGUAUAUUGAAUGUUUCUGCUAAAGAUACAAGUUCUGGAAACUCCCGUAAUAUCACUAUCAAGAAUGAUAAAGGACGUCUCUCACAAGCAGAAAUCGACAGAAUGGUAUCAGAAGCAGAAAAAUACAAAGAACAAGAUGAACACCAAAGACAACAAGUUGCCGCUAAGAAUCAACUGGAAAGUUAUAUUUUCCAAUUAAAACAAGCUGUUAGAGACAACGGAAGUAAACUGUCUUCUGCAGAUAAAUCUACUGUUGAAAACGAAUGUGAUAGUUGUUUGAAAUGGUUAGACAACAAUACGUUAGCUGAGAAAGAAGAAUUCGAAGAGAAACAAAAGGAACUGAGUAGAAUUUGCAGUCCAAUCAUGGCGAAGAUACACCAAGGAUCCCAGGGAGGAGGAAUGCCCGGUGAUUAUAGGGGAGCAUCAAAGGAAAGUGGACCAACCAUUGAAGAAGUCGAUUAAUUUUUUUUCUCAUUAUUUUUAGACAUUCCAAAAAUUGUUCAAUUGACUUUUUGUAUGCACACUGUAUGCAAGUAUUUUUCAGUUAGUUUUUUAUAUAUACACUGUAUCCAAAGUAUUUAUUUUUCAGUUGAGUUUUUAUAUGUAUAUAAAUAUUUUUCAUUUGUUUUUUUGUAUGUACACUGUAUUUAAUAUUUUUUUGUUUUAUUUUUAUAUGGUAUAUUGUUGAAAUUCAUUUAAAUAAAUAAAUCCAAC
Diorhabda carinulata is the source of this 2267-nucleotide messenger RNA. Its product is annotated as heat shock protein 68-like. Gene Ontology annotation, molecular function: ATP binding; misfolded protein binding; ATP-dependent protein folding chaperone. The transcript has a single exon. Gene Ontology annotation, cellular component: cytoplasm. The record is from RefSeq and is a predicted model, not a curated record. The coding region runs from base 102 to 2015 and encodes 637 amino acids. Gene Ontology annotation, biological process: cellular response to unfolded protein; protein refolding. Lineage: Eukaryota; Metazoa; Arthropoda; Insecta; Coleoptera; Chrysomelidae.